AAGCGCCCGGGUGAUCGAAGCGUGGGCGCCUAUGGGCCGCUGCGGGAGAGGAGGUCGUCUCCACGGUUUAUAUCCCAACUCACCCCUCUUCGGCACCCACUCCUUCUCCUCCUCCUUCUGUCUCCCAUCUCACUCCUUCCUCAACAUGGUUCUCGCGGCCGCCUGGAUACCGCUUUCCCUCGCAGCGCUCGCCCUCGCCGACCCAAUCCAUGUCCCAUUAGCCAGAAGAACCACCGGCCGACGUGCGAAGGACGUCAGCCGGUACCCCGCGGCCGGCGACUUUGUCAGGAGCAAGUAUGGCUUUGAAACCAUGGCAAGCAAGCUUAGGAAGAGAGGCGAGACUGUGGGCAUGCAGCUCACCAACCAGGAUUAUGACUCUUCAUACAUUGGAACGAUCUCCGUCGGCACCCCGUCUCAAUCUUUCCCAAUGAUUAUGGACACGGGUUCGUCCGACCUCUGGCUCGCCUCCAGCAGCUGCUCUGGUUGCCCCUCCGACACGCCGGAGUUCACCUCGUCCUCCUCAUCCAGCUUCAAGUCAAACUCCUCAUCUACAUCGUCCAGCGGGCACGGCGGCGGCUCGAACGGCGAAGUCUCGAUCACGUACGGCUCCGGCGAUGUGCAGGGCUCGCUCGGCACGGAUACUGUCUCGCUCGCGGGGCAGACGGUGAGCUCGCAGACGUUCCUCGUCGUCGACACCGUCUCGACAAAUCUCCUCGACGGGAACGUCACAGGAAUCAUGGGGCUCGCGUUCCAGAGCCUCGCCGCGACGGGCGCGGUGCCGUUCUGGCAGGCGCUUAUCUCGCAGGGCUCGCUGAGCAACCCCGAGUUCGCGUUCUACCUCACACGCUUCGUGGACGACGAGUCUGCGGAGACAGAGGAGCCUGGAGGAACGUUCACGAUUGGCGGUGUCAACGGAUCGCUGUAUUCGGGCGACAUCACGUAUUACGACCUCACGGACAGCACCAGCCCGACAUACUGGACGCUCACGAUCUCGGGCAUCACGGUGGACGGCCACUCGGUCUCCCUGGGCAGCUCGGCUGCGAACGCGGCGAUUGAUACGGGCACCACACUCAUUGGUGGCCCCAGUGACGCUGUCGCUGCGAUCUACGACCAGAUCGAGGGCGCGGAAGCCCUGACCGGGCAGUACAGCGGCUACUAUGCCUUCCCGUGCUCGACCAAACCGAACGUCACGAUUGCGUUCGGCGGGCAAGCGUGGCCGAUCAACGCGGCGGACAUGAACCUCGGCGCGGUGAACACCGCGGGGACGUACUGCCUCGGCGGCGUGUUUGUGCUCUCGGAGGGGUCGAACGUGCCGAGCGACUCGAACAGCCUGACGUGGGUCGUCGGCGACACCUUCCUCAAGAACGUCUACUCCGUCUUCCGCGCGAGCCCCGCCGCGGUCGGCUUCGCGGCGCUCUCCACGAACGCGGGCGGCUCUGGCUCAGCGAACGGCUCGUCGGGAGGCUCCUCAAGCAGCUCAAGCAGCUCAAGCAACUCGUCGAACGCCGCCGCGCUGAUCAAGCCGACGAACGGCCCCGCGCUCGCUGCCGGCCUUGCGAUCACGCUCCUUACGAGUGUGUUCUCCGGCGUGAUGGUCCUCGCGUGACCUGGCCCUGCAAGUUCGCGGCUGCUAGAAGGAGGGAGGGGGAUGCCUCCGUAAUUGGGGGAAGUGGACGGAUAAUUGACGUGCUUAUGUGUUUGCUGAACGAUUGAACCCGAACUGUAUGUGCUUUCUGCUUGGUUUAACUUGGUUGGUGGGAACCACCGGAAUGCUGUCUCUCGCUGUAUAUAUCACGCUUGCUUGCAUAUCAUACAUACAUGCUGCUAUUCGCGCAGAGGGUGUUCCAAGUUUCUGGCUCGACAUCAUCGCAUCUUCGUCUGAUAAGUCUCGGAGUCUGCCUGCAUUUGAGUAGCGGCGAGAGUCGGAGCUCUCAGCUCAUCAACAGACGGCUGAAAAGUGA
This is a messenger RNA of Rhodofomes roseus, 1961 nucleotides long. RefSeq names its product acid protease. The transcript has 4 exons. Gene Ontology annotation, biological process: proteolysis. Lineage: Eukaryota; Fungi; Basidiomycota; Agaricomycetes; Polyporales; Fomitopsidaceae. The coding region runs from base 32 to 1606 and encodes 524 amino acids. Gene Ontology annotation, molecular function: aspartic-type endopeptidase activity. The record is from RefSeq and is a predicted model, not a curated record.